Papaver somniferum (opium poppy) is the source of this 420-nucleotide messenger RNA. Its product is annotated as serine--tRNA ligase-like. Gene Ontology annotation, cellular component: cytosol. Lineage: Eukaryota; Viridiplantae; Streptophyta; Magnoliopsida; Ranunculales; Papaveraceae. The record is from RefSeq and is a predicted model, not a curated record. Gene Ontology annotation, molecular function: serine-tRNA ligase activity; tRNA binding; ATP binding. Gene Ontology annotation, biological process: seryl-tRNA aminoacylation. The transcript has 2 exons. Bases 22 to 420 code for a protein of 132 amino acids.
AACAAAGGUGAAAGAGCGAAAAUGUUAGAUAUCAAUCUUUUCAGAAAAGAAGCAGGGCAGGAAAUAAUCCGUGAAUCUCAGCGUCGUAGAUUUGCAAGUGUUGAACUUGUCGAUGAGGUUAUACGCCUCGAUGAAGAAUGGCGUAAACGUCAAUUCGAGCUAGAUAAUUUGAGGAAAGAGCUAAAUAAUAUCAGCAAAGAAGUUAAGAAACUUAAAAACUCUGGUGAAGAUGCUACUGAAAAGAUUAAAAGCACGGAGGAGUAUAAACAGUGCAAAGCAGCCAAGGAUGCUCAAAUACAAGAACUAAAAGAUUUGUUGUAUUCCAAGUUGGAUUUGAUUGUGAAACGAAAAGGUAGAAAAGAUGAAGAUUUCUUACUAUUGAAAAGCUUGAAUUAUAAAAUGAGUUUUCGCUGUGAAUAA